CGCGGCGCAAGAUGGGGACUUGGCGGCGGGCAAGACUGAACCUCCCAGCAUGCUUUGCAGCCCGGCCGAGAGGCCCGACGUCUAGUGAUGGGGAGCCUUUGGUGCUCUACGCCGCCAAAUCGGCUGUAGCGGUUGAGGUUGAGCCCGGGGCCUGGGAAUUGGACGCUCGCAGAGGGGGAAAAUGGAAGCGUGGCGCUGUGUGAGGAGGGGCUACGGCCGCUGUGUGGUGGGGAGAGGCAGAUACCCCAUGUUACCCCACCACCAGAAGAGUCUGGGCAGAGACUGGACUGCACCGUGGGAGAAUCUGCAAAGGUGUUGCUGGAACAGACAUAUUUCUAGUUGUAUGAGGUGGCCUGGACAUUAUUCUCGUGCUCCUUACCCAUACUUCAGUAGUAGGCAUUUUUCACUAAAUUGGAGACCACCUUGUUUGUUUGAGUCUAGAACUCAGUUUCAGUACUGGAACUGGAGACCUGACAACCUGAGCCAGACAUCUUUGAUUCAUCUCUCUAGUUACAUCAUGAACUCUGAGGGAGAUGAGCCUUCAUCAAAACGAAGAAAACACCAAGGCACAAUAAAACGUCAUUGGGAAUAUAUAUGUAACCAUAAUAAAGAAAAAACGAAGAUCCUAGGAGACAAAAAUGAUGACCCCAUAUGUGAAGACAGUGAGAACAAGUUUGACUUUUCAGUGAUGUCCUAUAAUAUACUUUCUCAAGAUUUAUUGGAAGACAAUUCACACCUUUAUAAACACUGCCAGCGGCCAGUAUUACACUGGAGUUUUAGGUUUCCCAAUAUUCUGAAAGAAAUUAAACACUUUGAUGCAGAUGUACUUUGUUUGCAAGAAGUGCAAGAAGAUCAUUAUGGAACAGAGAUCAGGCCAAGUUUGGAAUCAUUGGGUUAUCACUGUGAAUACAAGAUGCGGACAGGAAGGAAACCUGAUGGCUGUGCCAUUUGCUUCAAACAUUCCAAAUUUUCCCUCAUAUCAGUGAACCCAGUGGAAUUCUACCGCCGUGAUGUUCCUCUAUUGGACAGAGACAAUGUUGGAUUAGUGUUACUCUUGCAGCCCAAAAUCCCAAGUACUGCCUCCCCUGCGAUCUGUGUGGCUAACACACAUCUGUUGUAUAACCCAAGGCGAGGUGAUAUUAAACUGACCCAAUUGGCAAUGCUUCUGGCAGAGAUUUCCAGUGUUGCCCAUCAGAAAGAUGGCAGCUUCUGCCCCAUUGUUAUGUGUGGUGACUUUAAUUCUGUUCCUGGAUCUCCACUGUAUAGUUUUAUAAAGGAAGGGAAAUUGAAUUAUGAAGGACUUGCCAUAGGAAAGGUAUCUGGCCAGGAACAGUCUUCACGGGGACAAAGAAUUUUAUCUAUUCCAAUUUGGCCCCCAAACCUAGGUAUCUCACAGAACUGUGUGUAUGAGGUACAGCAGGUACCAAAAGUAGAAAAGACAGACAGUGAUCUGACACAAACACAGCUGGACAAAACAGAGGUCCUAGUAACAGCUGAAAAAUUAUCUUCAAAGUUACAGCACCAUUUCAGCUUGUCAUCUGUUUAUUCACAUUAUUUUCCUGACACUGGAAUUCCAGAAGUGACCACCUGUCAUUCCCGAAGUGCCAUAACUGUGGAUUAUAUUUUCUAUUCUGCUGAAAAGGAAGGUGUUGCUGGGCAGCCAGGAGCCGAAGUUGCUUUGGUUGGUGGCUUGAAACUUCUAGCUAGACUGUCACUUCUUACAGAACAAGACUUAUGGACUGUUAAUGGACUUCCAAACGAAAAUAACUCUUCGGAUCAUCUGCCUUUAUUGGCUAAAUUCAGACUUGAGCUCUGACUCUUCUUUGAUUACAUAUAUACUGUGCUUUCCCAUUUAUGUUCUUUUUCAAAGAAUGUGAAGUUGUUAAGAGUUUGCAUGUUACUUAUUUUUACGCUAUGGAAUUUCUGAAGAGGUUAUGUUAAAUGCUUGAAACAGGUAGCAGAAGAAACAAGUUUACAACAAUUUUCUUUUUUUGAUAAUGAAAAAAUAUUUUCCUGACAAGUGAGAUCUAAACGCUCUUCAUUGUAAAAGAGUUGUAAAUAUUUAUUCUAAAUUCCAGUAAAAUUGACAGUGAUUUUU
Physeter macrocephalus (sperm whale) is the source of this 2098-nucleotide messenger RNA. It is a transcript of the gene ANGEL2, whose product is annotated as angel homolog 2. Lineage: Eukaryota; Metazoa; Chordata; Mammalia; Artiodactyla; Physeteridae. The coding region runs from base 182 to 1816 and encodes 544 amino acids. Gene Ontology annotation, molecular function: 3'-5'-RNA exonuclease activity; mRNA 3'-UTR binding. The transcript is spliced from 9 exons. Gene Ontology annotation, biological process: 3'-UTR-mediated mRNA stabilization. The record is from RefSeq and is a predicted model, not a curated record.